AUGGUCACCGCCGCAGGCUCCCCGGCCUCAAACUCCUCCUCCUCCGAAGCCCGCAAGCCAGUAGUCACCCGCCAAUCGCCGCCCCGGCCCCGCCGGGACUUCCUUCUCCACGUCGAGGCCUACCUGUCCCGCCGCGACGGCGUCGACAACCUUCUAAAGAUCUCCCUCUACGCCGCCCGCCUCGCCCUCGCCGUCGGGCCGCCGCCGCCGCUUCCCGCCUACGCCGCCGCGCGCCUCAGGUCCUUCGAGUCCAGCGUCGGCCUCAGCCGCAAGGCCCUCCGCCUCGGGAAGUUCGUGCAGUCCGUCAACGCGCUCCGCGCCCACCGCCGCCACGGCGGCGGCCACGUGCCCCCGCUCCUCGUCCUCCUCGCGUACGGCGGCCAGGGCGUCUACUUCUUCCUGGAGCAGUUCGCGUGGCUGGCCAAGACCGGCCUCCUGCCCGCGCACCUCCUCCCCCGCCUCCAUCGCCUCGGCGUCUGGGCCCAGCUGCCGGCGCACGUCGGCUCCAUCGCAAUCAAGCUGGAGGAGGUGGCGAAGCUGGAGUCCUCCGUCGAGACGCGGCGCAAGGAGGGCUUCGGGGAGGAGAGCGAGGUGGUGAGGGCGCUGCGCGGGAAGCUGCUGGUCAAGCGGCUGUCCGUCGUGCAGGACGUGGCGGACUCCGUGAUGACGCUAGGGGACGUGACCGGCGGGAAGGGCUUGCUCGGCAGCUCGACGUUCAUGGCGUCCGCCGGCUUUCUGUCCGCGCUGAUCAGCGCUCACAGGAACUGGAAUUCGUGCUGAGCUAGCUAA
Oryza brachyantha (malo sina) is the source of this 789-nucleotide messenger RNA. Its product is annotated as peroxisomal membrane protein 11-2-like. Gene Ontology annotation, biological process: regulation of peroxisome size; peroxisome fission. The record is from RefSeq and is a predicted model, not a curated record. The transcript has a single exon. The coding region runs from base 1 to 780 and encodes 259 amino acids. Lineage: Eukaryota; Viridiplantae; Streptophyta; Magnoliopsida; Poales; Poaceae. Gene Ontology annotation, cellular component: peroxisomal membrane.